Xiphophorus maculatus (southern platyfish) is the source of this 2860-nucleotide messenger RNA. It is a transcript of the gene hps4, whose product is annotated as HPS4, biogenesis of lysosomal organelles complex 3 subunit 2. The record is from RefSeq and is a predicted model, not a curated record. The transcript is spliced from 12 exons. Gene Ontology annotation, biological process: vesicle-mediated transport. Bases 262 to 2097 code for a protein of 611 amino acids. NCBI's taxonomy places the organism in Eukaryota, Metazoa, Chordata, Actinopteri, Cyprinodontiformes, Poeciliidae.
CUACGUGUGACUGCCCUGCAUUCCUCAAGUGGCACUGUCGGCUUCACAAGUUGGUUUACGUUUACAGAAAGAGUCGCUAAGUGACAUUUGAAGUUGAGAAAACUGCCCGCUCUUCCCUUUUCUGUUCUGUUUGCGCAAACGGCGGACAGUUUGCGCUCUGCGGGAGCGAUUCCACGCAUCGGAUUCGCCGCUACAGUUUCUGUCAAAGUGCAUCUUCAGCCUGCAGGAGGAAACCCAUGGUGGACCACUGAGGGAAAACUUAUGGCUGAGCUCAAGUCGCCAGACACAAGGAGGUGCCGAUAUUUCUUCCUCUAUGACGGAUCUAAGGUCAGAGGAGAGGGCGACCCCACCAGGGAUGGCAUCUGCUACUUCUACCCCGAGGAGACUCCUAUGGACAAGCAGGACCUGCUGUGUGGUCAGCUUGCAGGAGUGGGCCGCUGUGUCUCUGAGCUGUCCUCCUCCGCUGUGCGCAUCCUGAGGCUGCGUCGCUGCAAGUUCGCCAUCCGCAUGAAGGAUGACUUCUUCUGGGCUCUUGGUUGUUCCAUGGAAGUCCCUACUGUCAGUGUCUGUGAGCUCCUGGAUCAUCUCAUCGACCUCUUCUGUUUCUACAACGGCUCUGUUCGCCAGAGCUAUCAGCUCAACAGUAAGGAAACUCUGGCCGCUGAGUGGGCGCGGUACCUUUCCCACGUUCUGUCCGGACCGUCCGAGUUGCACUACAUCUUGCAAAGCGUGAGAACCUUAGACCUGACAAACGUUGACCCACUUCUUCUCCUCAAAGCUGCCCUCAUUCUCCAGGCGUGCCAGCGCUGCCCCCUGGUGUUAGCAGGCUGUGUUCUUUUUAGAGGGAGAGUUGUCAGCACACAGAUGCCGCCGCAGCUAACAAUAAAGGUCAUGGUUCAUGAGAGUGAAACCUACGCUAAGACACAGAGGUCGAGUGGAAGGAGCACGCCAACAUCAGACGGCGGGCCGGUUAGCGCCACUGCUGUGUUCCUGACGCCAUCUGAGCUUCAGUACCUGCAGUCUGCUCCUGUCGACAAAAUAUCCAGUUCCCACUCUGCUCCGGAGAAAGACGCUCCCCCAAAGAAGACCAGGCUUUCCAGAACAUUAUCGGACAUCCCGUCCUCCGAGUCGACACCCUCUCGUCCGGCAUCCUGUCAGUCCCUUCAGAGGGCGUCCUUCAGCCCGCACACAUCGAGCUCCGAAGACUCCGUGUUUAGUCCGGCUCCGUCUCAGGGUUCUUCUGCGGAUUCCCCCAACCCGUCUCCUCUGUCACCGAUCCGUCGUUUUUCUUAUGGAGGGAACGCUCAUGAAGCGGAGGGAGGAACACCGGACAGUCUUCACAGUGGCGGAGGUGGAGUUAGCCAGAUGCCCAGUGAAAGAGAUGGCUCGGCGUUCGAGGAAUCUCUCCAUCUUAGCAGAGGCGCUGCCAGCGAGAUGACCGAUUGCGGGAACGCGGCGUUUCGUGACGAAAAGACGCCAGCGGGAGAAGGCGGAGUCUGCUGCCUGAAGCCCAGAGGUCACAAGGCAGAGAUGAGGCAGCCUCCUUCUGGUUCCUGCUCUUUCGACAGCCUGGAGGAGAGUCCUCUGGUUUCCAUGGCGCUGUACGUGCACCGGGUCAACAGCCUGGUGCUGGCUCUGCUGGUGGAGCCUUGUUUCAUGGGCGACUCUGCCUCCAUGGAGGAAGUGAACCACAGCAGCUUGGCUUCGCUCAACGGACUGGAGGCCCACCUCAGGGCCAUAUCUCCGGCGGCCCCAGGUGCUGCGGGGCCUUACUUAUUCGCCCAUUACGACUCCGUCCAGAGCACUCUGACAACCAACGUGUCUGGCCGACCAGGGGGAGCCUCGGAGUAUCUCUUUGUCCGAGCCACAUCGCUUCUCCACUCGCAUUUCUUUGACACUGAGACUCUGCAGGAGGCUAUUAUCAGGAGCGCUGGCACAGCUGUGUACGGCACCCGCAGCGUGGCGCAGGAGACCUACUUCCAGCAGCACGGCGGAUCCAUGAGGAACUCGGGCAUUCCCAACCAGCAGGACAGCGCCUUCUCGCUGCCCAGCAAGGCCCGGCACAGACUCCUCAAACACGGGGUCAACCUGCUGUGAACGGAUGGCAGGAGUCAGAACUCCGUUUAACAAACAAAUAAACUGAAAAAGAACCCGCUUAAGGAUUUUGAUCAAGCUUUUGAACUUGAUAAAAAAUUAUUCUUUCGUUCCUGCUGAACUUCACCCGAACACACUGACUAUUCUACGGUAAGACGUACUUUGUUUCUAAACGUUAUUACUGCCAUAAAUGUUUAAACAGGAAAGCUAACAGUGCCUUUUCUAUAAUGCAAUGGUUUAGAUCAAAGCAUAGUCAGGUUUUAAAAUGGCCUAGUCAAAGUCUGACCAAGAAGACAUCGCAAAAUGUUCAGUCUUAAGAUGUACAAAGCUGGAAGAGACAUUCCCCUUAAGACCUAGAGCAAAUGCUUUCAGUAUUUUUGUUAAAAUAAUCAUUUACCUCCUACUUUGUAACCGUCUAUUGGUUCAUUGCGACGAAAUGUGAGAGAAGUCAAGAGGUGUGAAUACUUUUGCAAGUCGCUAUAGGCUUUUAGUCUCAGUUUAGGUAAUUUCUACAUCGUUUUACUGUAAUAUGUGGGCUUAGUAUGCGUAAGCUCUUCUAGAAUCUGUUUACACACUGCAGACUCGCUCCAUUCUUAUGCCGGUGAUAAUUUCUGUUUUGCAGCAAAUAAUGUUGCUCCUGUAUUUCCUUUUUCUUCUCACAAGCUAAAAAGCAACGGUAUAUUUACAGCCUCGACUCCAUCGCCGCUGCUUCAACGAAUAUCACGCAUUUGUGUUUAUUGGUAAUAAAAACAUCAAAUAUUUCCCA